Messenger RNA from Pieris macdunnoughi, 2271 nucleotides. The record is from the annotation of a GenBank genome assembly. Lineage: Eukaryota; Metazoa; Arthropoda; Insecta; Lepidoptera; Pieridae.
AUGGAUAAUAACGAUGCAGUUGGACUUGAUGACAAUGAAACCGCAGGAAUGGAGGAAGAAAAAGUAGUGACAAUGAUGGACGUGUUAAAAGAACAAGAAGAUUUUGAAGAAGAUGCAAAUGCUGUACUCGGAGCUUCUGACGAUAAAAAUUGCACUUUCUCUAUGGGCUACAUCAAAAGACAAGCUAUAUAUGCUUGUAUGACUUGUAAUUCUGAUGCCAAAGAUGAUCCUUCAAAGAGAGCAGGUGUUUGCUUGGCUUGCAGCCUUAAAUGUCAUGAGGAUCAUGAACUUGUUGAGCUUUAUACAAAACGCAACUUCCGAUGUGAUUGUGGUAACCCUAAGUUUAAGUCACAUCCUUGUCAAUUCACUCCAAAUAAGCAAGAUUUAAAUGAGGAAAACAGUUACAACCAAAAUUUCUCUGGUCUGUACUGUAUUUGUCAAAGACCUUAUCCAGACCCAGACUUAACAGAAGAAGAUGAAAUGAUACAGUGCAUUAUUUGUGAGGACUGGCUCCAUUCUGCACAUCUUGAUGCUACUGUCCCUGAUAAUGAUCAAUAUUCAGAGAUGGUCUGUAAACAAUGCAUGGAAAAAAAUAAUUUCCUACAUAACUAUGGAGACCUUAUUGUAAACUCUGAAGCAGAUGUUAUUGAUAUAAGCAUGAAUGGAUUAUCUAAUAGUGGUGCAAAUGAAAGUAUUAUUAUGGAUACUACAAAUGAUUUGUCUAUAAACAAUAUUGAAAACCUACAAGAAAGCAUCACUUCACAUAGCAAAGAUACUUUUGUUUCAGAGGUAGUUGAUGACACUAAUAAAAAUGAUGAAAUAGAAAUAAAUACACUAACUAAGGAAAAAGAUUAUGUAAAUAAAUCUGAACAUAUUGACACAAAUAAAUCCAAUGAUUCAAUGACGGCAUCCCAAACUAGUCUUGAUAAUAAUGUAAUGACUUCUGAAAAAAAUUGUUUAUCAUCAGAGCAUACUCCAAAUGUAGAGAAACAGCAGGUUACCUUUGUCAAUAAUUUACAAAAUAAAAAUAUUACAGACACUAGAGAAAGUAACAUUGAGCCUUCCGAACUACUAGAUAUUACAGAACAAGAAAAAUUUGUACAAAAUAGUACAGCAAGUAAUGAAAAUGAAGCAAUUGAAAAUUCAAAAUUAAAUUUUAAUGAGACAACAAUUUUAGGAACUGACACAGUAAAAGAAAUGGAAAGUGAUUCUGAAAUUGGAAACCUUCAUAAAAAUGCAUCAGUUGAACAGAUUAAUGCAAAAGGGGAAUUACUGGUAACUGAAACUAGUAUUUGUAAAAUAGACAAUGAAGGUAACAAACAAAUGAAAUCAACAGAAACUAUAGAAUUAUCAAAUGAAAAAUUGAUAAAUUGUAAUGAAGAGGGAAAUGAAAAAGUAACAUCUACUAAAUCACCUGAUGACUUGGAAGAAGAUAGACUUCUUGCAGAUCCUGUUCCAGAAAACAAUGCUACUCAGGUUAAUAGUGUAACUGAUGAAAUAAAAACAGAAGAUAUAACCACAGUUCCAGUGACAGAAAAUAAUGUAGAAACUUUACUAGAAAAAGAUGCUGCAUGUGGUACAGAGCCACAAUUAAAAGAAUCUAGUAGUAAUGCAAACUCUGGUGAUAAGACAGCUGCAAUAGAUAAUAACACAGAAGAACUUCCAUUAGAUACUUUACAUAAAAAUCAACGCAUAAUAUGUGAAAAAAUGGAUGUGACUAAUGAUACUGAACUUUCAAAUACUCAAGAACCUAUGGAGAAAAGUCAGAAAAAUGAAUGUAAACGUAAGCUUAGUAAGUCAGUUGAAGAUCAGGUAGAUGAUUUAGAAUACAAAAAACCAAAACUAGAUGUUAAACCUUGUGUUAAACCUCAAAAUGUGAAACAAAGGUACCAAGGUGCUACAUUUUGGCCAGUACACUUUAGGCAGAAACUUUGUACUUGCAAUGAAUGUCUGUCUAUGUAUAAAGAUUUAUCAGUAUUAUUCCUAAUAGAUCCUGAAGACACUGUAAGUGCAUAUGAGCAUUUAGGAAAGGAGAAAUCAAAUGGAAAACCAGCAUCUGAAUAUGAAAAAGGGUUAGCAGCUCUAUCUUCGUUAGACAGAGUCCAACAAAUUAAUGCACUGACUGAGUACAAUAAGAUGAGAGAUAAAUUAUUAGAUUUUCUAAAGAGUUUCAAAGACCGUAAAGAGGUAGUUAAAGAGGAAGAUAUUAAGGCUUUCUUUGCUGGGAUGAAACCAAAACGGGAACCCGAUGGAGUUUACUUCUGCAGAUAA